AUGCGUUUUGCCGCCCUUUCCACAACACUUCUGGCUCUGGCUGUGAACGCCUUGCCAGUCGAUACCGAUAACACCUCUGCCCUCGAUAUUACCUUGAGCCGUGUCAGCGACACCCGCAUCAAGGCUGUCGUGAAGAACGCUGGCAACGAGGAUGUCACGUUUGUUCAUCUCAACUUCUUCCGUGACAGCGCACCGGUGAAGAAGGUCAAUGUCUUCAAGAACGAUGCUGAGGUCGCUUUCGAGGGAAUCAAGCGUCGAUUCGUCCUCAAGGGUCUCACCAAGGAAUCUCUUACUUCCCUUGCUGCAGGAGAAACCUUCGAGGAUGAAUUCGACAUUGCCGCUACCACUGACUUGUCGGGUGGAGGUCCAUUGACUCUCCAGUCUACCGGCCUGGUGCCCCUAGUCACCGAUGGUGAAGUCACUGGCUAUCUCCCAUAUCGUUCCAAUGAUCUCAAGAUCGAGGUUGACGGUGCCAAGGCAUCCCAAGUCCUAAAGGCUAUCAAGCCGCUCGAUCGUCGUGCCCUUCAAUCCUGCAGUGAUUCGAGCAAGAAGUCUGCUCUUAACACUGCUCUCAAGAACACUGUCAAGCUCGCAAAUGCUGCCGCCACGGCUGCUACUUCUGGAUCUGCAUCCAAGUUCCAAGAGUACUUCAAGACUACCAGCACCGCCACGCGCAAGGUCGUGGCUAAUCGCCUCAAGGCUGUGGCAGCGGAGGCGGGCUCAGUCUCUGCUACCAAGUACUACUGCUCAGACACCUUGGGAUACUGCGAGCCCAAUGUCUUGGCUUACACUUUGCCAUCUCAAAACGUGAUCGCCAAUUGCGAUAUCUACUACAGCGACCUCCCAGCAUUGGCUAACAAAUGCCACGCUCAAGAUCAAGCAACCACCACUCUUCACGAGUUCACCCAUGCUCCAGGAGUCUACAGCCCUGGAACUGAUGACUUGGGAUACGGAUAUGAUGCUGCGACAGGCCUCAGCAGUGCAGAUGCUGUGAUGAACGCUGACUCGUAUGCCUUGUAUGCCAAUGGUUAG
Molecule: messenger RNA, 1032 nt
Organism: Penicillium griseofulvum
Lineage: Eukaryota; Fungi; Ascomycota; Eurotiomycetes; Eurotiales; Aspergillaceae
Gene: mep20
Exons: 4
Coding region: 1-1032 (343 amino acids)
Biological process (GO): proteolysis
Molecular function (GO): metalloendopeptidase activity
Source: RefSeq, a predicted model, not a curated record